AGGCAACCCCAGCCCUCUUUCUUCCUAGUAGGUAUUCCAGGCUUGGAGGAAAGUCAGCACUGGAUAGCGUUGCCCCUGGGUGUCCUUUACUUCCUAGCUCUAGUAGGUAAUGUGACUAUUAUCUUCAUCAUCUGGACUGACUCAUCCUUGCACCAACCCAUGUACCUCUUCCUGGUCAUGCUCGCUGCCAUUGACCUGGUCCUGGCCUCCUCCACGGCACCCAAAGCCCUCACAGUGCUCCUGGCUUAUGCUCAUGAGAUUGGGUACAUUGUCUGCCUGACUCAGAUGUUCUUCAUUCAUGCCUUCUCCUCCAUGGAGUCAGGCAUACUUGUGGCCAUGGCUCUGGACCGCUAUGUUGCCAUCUGCCACCCUCUGCGCCAUUCCACCAUCCUGCAUCCAGGGAUUAUAGGACGCAUUGGGAUGGUGGUGCUGGUGCGGGGGUUGGUCCUCCUCAUCCCCUUCCCCAUCCUAUUGCAGAACCUUGUCUUCUGCAGAGCCACUGUCAUAAGCCAUGCCUACUGUGAGCAUAUGGCUGUGGUAAAACUUGCCUGUUCUGAAACCACAGUGAAUCGAGCCUAUGGGUUGUCAGUGGCAUUGCUGGUGGUUGGGCUAGAUGUGCUGGCCAUUGGCAUCUCCUAUGCCCUAAUCCUCCUGGCAGUGUUGAAGGUCCCAGGGGGUGAAGCCAGGCUCAAGGCCUUCAGUACAUGUGGGUCUCAC
This is a messenger RNA of Cricetulus griseus (Chinese hamster), 717 nucleotides long. Lineage: Eukaryota; Metazoa; Chordata; Mammalia; Rodentia; Cricetidae. The record is from RefSeq and is a predicted model, not a curated record.